AUGUUUCAACCGGACCAACAAGAAAGAGACUACUACGAACCUGUUUCUGCACAGCUGACCUUCAGCUCCAGCCUUCGUGAUCUCAUGCUCAAGGACUUGGUCUGUACUAGCACCGAGAUGAAGCGAAUACUCUUACACUGCGCCGUCAGUCUGGAGAGCCUCUACAUCCACAGUCUGACUAUCACGCCAGAAGAACGAGACGGACCUAGAUCCUGUCUCGUCGAUCUAAUCAAGUGGAUGCAACAAAAUCUCAACCUCAAGAACAUCGUCCUAGAAGGGAAGCUGACCAAUUGCGGCAUGCAAGACUGGCGCAUCGACCAUAACCACAAAGCACAAGAGCGAUGUCCUACUCCCAUCGACGACGAGGUCGAGCAGUUCAUCCUCCAAACAGACAGCCACCUCUGUCCACUCAAUCAUCUCACAAUCGAGCCCGGAUAUUUCGAUUUCAGAAGAGAAUUCCGGGAAACCCCAGUCCCCCACGACCUAAUCGACUUGGCGUGGACGGGUAACGAGAAUUUCAGGAUCGUGUAUGAUGCCCAACGCUAUGAUCGACAAAUGCUUAGACAACCAUACGAUAGUCCGGUUUAUGGUUCCGAGUCUCUUGUUGAGGUGGAGGACGAGUUUGGUGUCGACCAGCUUUGGCGGGAGGAAGACUCAGAUGGCCUGGAUGAGGAUGACAGGGAUGAAGCUGAUGCGGAUGCUUGGGAUGAGGACGGUUUCCCAUAUUGA
Messenger RNA from Lithohypha guttulata, 729 nucleotides. RefSeq lists its product as uncharacterized. The transcript is spliced from 2 exons. Bases 1 to 729 code for a protein of 242 amino acids. Lineage: Eukaryota; Fungi; Ascomycota; Eurotiomycetes; Chaetothyriales; Trichomeriaceae. The record is from RefSeq and is a predicted model, not a curated record.